Messenger RNA from Hymenoscyphus albidus, 466 nucleotides. The record is from the annotation of a GenBank genome assembly. Lineage: Eukaryota; Fungi; Ascomycota; Leotiomycetes; Helotiales; Helotiaceae.
AUGAAGGUGAUGUUGAGUACUCUCCUCGAAUCAUAUGGCGUCAGAAAGGACAAGACGAGCGAUGGAAUUGAUAUUGAUGUUGAGGCCAAGAAAUGGUGCGAGGAGUUUGGUGAGGAGUCUGGUAAGGAUAUUGAAAAGAGGGCUCGUGAUGCGAUGCCUGAUUAUGAAUUCUUGAAAAGUAAGCGGAUGCUUCCAGUAACGAAGUAAGAACAUUCGCCUUGACGGCUCGAAAGGGCAUGGCUUCUUGGAUAUAACUUCCGAUAUGAACCUCACACUUUGAGUGAACUUUGUAAAGUUACAAAAAGGUUCAUAUCAAUCACAAAAAUUAUCUCUCAAUCCAGUAACCCAGUUUUGACUAGCGAAAUUUAGCGUAUUGAUUCAGAUCUCCUUUUGACGACCACCCCUUAGCUUUUUGAUUAACCCGAAAAUCAUAGACCACACGGGUAACACAAAUGAGACUCUCUAA